UCUCCACCCGCUGCUAUCUGUCAGACAGCUACGCCCCUUCCACACAUUAGACAUGUACUCCCUCCGUUCCUACGAAUCCACCGCACGUCUACGGCAUGGCACCAAUCACCGCAUCCAUCCUUCCCCUUGUCGCCCUCUCCCUUGGCUCCACCACCGCCUUCGUUGCUCCCACCGGUCGUGGCGUCUCGUGGUCCCUGGCCAACCCUCAGCGUGCCGUCAGGUCGUCCACAUCGACCGUAUCCACGCGCUACAACGCCCGCCGCCCGUAACCAGCAACAACGGCGACAUGUUCUCUCCGCAUGGUGAGCGAGGUCGCGGAGGAGAAAGCGGCCAAGCUCCGAGAGACCGCGGCCGCCUUCCGCGCGGAAGCUGCCGAGCUGGAGGAGAAGCAGGCGCGAGAGCGACGCGAGAAUGCCCGGCGAUCUUCAACACCUUCGACUCCAACAAGGACGGAUCGGUGGACAUCGCCGAGCUCAAGGCAGGACUCGAGAGCCCGCUGCGUCGGGGCCUCACGAAGACGUUGCAGGCUCGCAUGGGGCGGAAGCCGUCGAAAGAAGAGGUGGACGAACGCAUCGCCGGCCUCCCGGGAGGUACCCUCUUCCCCGACGAACUCGCACUCAAACUCAUCCAGACCUACGACCAGAAUGGGGACGGCCUGCUGCAGCUGUCGGAGUUCGCCCCCACCGAGGAGCUCAGGACGAGGCUCGAGGACCUCUUCAGCCAACAGCGGGAGGACGAGCGCGUGGCGCGCAUGGAGGAGCGCCAGCGCCGGAUGGAUGACAAGAUGAGGCCGGACACGGGGGCGGUGGUGACGGCGUGGGCGCAGCCGCUGGCCGCCGUGCUGCUGGCGCUGCGGUCCGUGCCGUUCGCGACUCUGAUCGGGUUCUUCAGCCUGUCUGUCCAUCGGCUCCGCAACCCGCAGGUCAACAAGCUGGUGAGGUUCAACACGCAGCAGGCCAUCAACGUGGACAUCGCUCUGAUCUUGCCGGGGGUGGUGGGUGCGAUCGCGGGGGCGGUGUUGGGGGCGGACGCUGUGAAGCUGGCGCCUCUGGCGAACGCGGGGUCGGACGUUGUGUUUGUGGCGUUGUUGGCGGCCGUGGCGUACUCCGUGGGCACUUCGGCGACGGGGUCGUUCCCGAACAAGCUUCCGUUGUUGGGGCGUUUGAACCGCGAGAACCCCGAGAACCAGCAGGAGGGCGGCGAGGAGUAGAGGAAAACAAGUGGUUUGUUGCUAUUGUUGUGAGUUCGAAUGUAAGGCGGUGUGUCUGAAUACGUUGUGUCCUUCUUUGUUUCCCCGAUGAAUGCCCACGACUUCGCCGUCUUUUUUUUCUCGGUUGGUUCCGCUUCGCCAGAGAUGGGUUCGGAGGUCAUUCAUCCUGUAUUCUGUGUUUUUUUUCGUGGUGUGUUGUGUUUGUCGGUACUGUAAGUGCGGAAGAGAUGCGUGAUAGAAGUAUAAUAUUUUCGAGUGUCCUGAAGUCUUGCAGGUACCGUGUCUGCGUUGUGGUAGUGAGUGAAUGCGAUGUAUUGAUUGUCCGUGACUGGGGUCGUGGUGUGCUGUAAGACUUGUCUUUGGUGCCCCAUCAUGAUGGUCUUCAGUCCAAACUGGGUUGCCUUUUGAUGCUGGCGGCUGGGACACGGCCGAGUGUCGGUUCGUGUCAAGGAGUGUCUGCCAGUUCGGCCUGUGGUGCGUGACGUUACUUUGACGCUGUGUCAAAGAGAACAAAAUCGAAUGAUGAUCAAG
Ectocarpus sp. CCAP 1310/34 is the source of this 1741-nucleotide messenger RNA. The record is from the annotation of a GenBank genome assembly. NCBI's taxonomy places the organism in Eukaryota, Phaeophyceae, Ectocarpales, Ectocarpaceae.